AUGAAGUUCACCACCAUCCUCAGCGUUUUGGCCCUGGCUGCUGCCUCGAGCGUCUCGGCUCUUCCCAGCGACAGCACCGCCAUGCGUGCCCGCAGCAUGGAUGUCAUGGCCCAGUUUGACAGCCUACACAUGCUCGACAAGCGUGCUCUGUCGAACGGCAAGAAGUGCAAGGAGGACUCGCAGUGCGAAUCCGACUUCUGCAAGAACCCGGGCUGGUUCAAGUCCAACGUGUGCGAGGCCAAACUCAAGAACGGCGAGGAGUGCGAUCACGACAAGCACUGCCAUUCCGGCUACUGCAAGAAGACUAGCUUCUGGAGCGCCAAAAAGUGCGAGCACAACAACAUCCCCAACGGCUCGCUUGCCAAGGGUGCAAAGUGCGAUCGAAACGCCGAGUGCAAGAGCCAGAUCUGCGAAAGCGGCCUGAGUUCCAAGUCCUGUGUCACCAAGGAGAACGGCGAGAACUGCUCCGAAAACAACAACUGCGAUUCCGGCUUCUGCUUCAUCAAGCCCACUGGCAACAACCACCGCUGCCUGGCUGUCAACCUUGCCAAGGGCAAGCACUGUGUCAACAACGUGCAGUGCGCUUCGAACAAGUGCAACAACACCUGCGAAUAA
Messenger RNA from Sporisorium graminicola, 615 nucleotides. RefSeq lists its product as uncharacterized. The transcript has a single exon. The coding region runs from base 1 to 615 and encodes 204 amino acids. The record is from RefSeq and is a predicted model, not a curated record. NCBI's taxonomy places the organism in Eukaryota, Fungi, Basidiomycota, Ustilaginomycetes, Ustilaginales, Ustilaginaceae.